CCCCGCCUUCGCUCGUUUGAGUGGGAGUAGGGCGGCGGGCAUUUCCGUCGCCGCCUAAUGACGUCUUAGGUAGGGGCCGAGGUGUCCGGCGGACGGCCGGGCAGGGCAGGUUGUAAGAGAUGGCGGAGUAUCUGGCCUCCAUCUUCGGUACCGAAAAAGACAAAGUCAACUGUUCUUUUUAUUUCAAAAUUGGAGCAUGUCGUCAUGGAGAUCGGUGUUCUCGAUUGCACAAUAAACCAACAUUUAGCCAGACAACUUGAUAUUAAGAAGAACGAUACAAAUACCAUCUUGAUUCAAAACAUCUAUCGUAAUCCCCAAAACAGUGCACAGACGGCUGACGGCUCACACUGUGCUGUGAGUGAUGUUGAAAUGCAGGAGCAUUAUGAUGAAUUCUUUGAGGAAGUCUUUACAGAAAUGGAAGAAAAAUAUGGUGAAGUAGAGGAGAUGAAUGUUUGUGAUAAUCUUGGAGAUCAUCUGGUUGGAAAUGUAUAUGUAAAGUUUCGACGUGAAGAAGAUGCAGAAAAAGCUGUGAUGGACCUGAACAACCGGUGGUUUAAUGGGCAGCCAAUCCAUGCUGAGCUCUCCCCUGUGACAGAUUUCAGAGAAGCUUGCUGCCGCCAAUAUGAAAUGGGAGAGUGUACACGAGGAGGUUUCUGUAACUUUAUGCAUUUGAAACCUAUAUCUCGAGAAUUGCGACGUGAGUUGUACGGUCGCCGCCGCAAGAAGCAUAGAUCCAGGUCAAGAUCCCGUGAGCGUCGCUCUAGAUCAAGAGAUCGUGGUCGUGGAGGAGGAGGUGGUGGUGGUGGUGGUGGAGGAGGAGGCCGAGAGCGUGACAGAAGGCGGUCAAGAGAUCGUGAAAGAUCUGGACGAUUCUGAGCCGUGUCAUUUCUAUCUUGUCUAUUAGAAAGUGUUGUAGUUGAUUGACCAAACAAGUUCAUAAUGAAAAUUUUUUUUAAAGAUGGGCUUCUGAAUAAAAAUUUGUAGUGAUACAGUU
This is a messenger RNA of Pogona vitticeps (central bearded dragon), 994 nucleotides long. RefSeq names its product U2 small nuclear RNA auxiliary factor 1 (gene U2AF1). Gene Ontology annotation, cellular component: U2AF complex. Gene Ontology annotation, biological process: mRNA splicing, via spliceosome. Gene Ontology annotation, molecular function: RNA binding; metal ion binding. NCBI's taxonomy places the organism in Eukaryota, Metazoa, Chordata, Lepidosauria, Squamata, Agamidae. The record is from RefSeq and is a predicted model, not a curated record.